GCAGGGUGGGGAGUAUGGCAAACUUGGAAUCUCAAGAGAGAAUCUUAUCAUGGGAUGUACUGUCUCCAUUAUAACAGGAGAUGAACUUUGAGGACGUGGCCAUUGCCUUCUCGCAGGAGGAGUGGGGGCUCCUUGACGAUGCUCAGAGACAUCUGUACUGUGAUGUGAUGCUGGAAGUGUUUGCACUUGUAUCAUUCGUAGGUCAUUGGCAUAAGAUGGAUGAUGUAGAGGCCUAUUCUGAGCACAGUGUAUCUGUAGGAGAUUCUCUGGUCAGGGCUUCCAAGACAGCUGCAGCCACCCAGAGGACCCAUCUGUGUAAGCCAUGCUUCUCAGUGUUAAAAGAUAUUUUGCACCUGAGUGAGUUACAAGUCGUUUACUUUGAGAAGAAUGUAGGUCUCUGCUCUGGAGAUAUAACUUACGAGUAUAAUAAAUGUGGGAAAGUGUUUAGACGAAUGUUCAACCACCUUCAACACGGGAGAGUUCACACUAGAGAAGAGCCCUACGAGUGUACUGAUUGUGGGAAAGUCUUCAGCGAAAGCACUGCUCUCAUUAAACACAACAGAGUUCACAUUAGAGAUAAACAGUACAAGUGUAGGCACUGUGGGAAGUCCUUUAGUGUAAGGUGCGACUUCACUAGACACCUUAGAGUUAACACUGGAGAAAAGCCAUAUGAGUGUAGUGAAUGUGGGAAGUCCUUUAGUCAAAGCAGUGACCUCACUAGACACCACAGAGUUCACACUGGAGAAAAGCCAUAUGAGUGUAGAGAAUGUGGGAAGCAUUUCCGUCAAUGGUCUCACCUCACCAGACACCACAGAAUUCACACUGGAGAAAAGCCAUAUGAGUGUAGUGAAUGUGGGAAGCAUUUCAUUGAAAGGGCUGCCCUCACUAGACACCACAGAGUUCACACUGGAGAAAAGCCAUUUGAGUGUAGUGAAUGUGGGAAGCAUUUCAUUGAAAGGGCUGCCCUCACUACACACCACAGAGUUCACACUGGAGAAAAGCCAUUUGAGUGUAGUGAAUGUGGGAAGCAUUUCAUUGAAAGGGCUGCCCUCACUAGACACCACAGAGUUCACACUGGAGAAAAGCCAUUUGAGUGUAGUGAAUGUGGGAAGCAUUUCAUUGAAAGGGCUUCUCUCACUAAACACCACAGAGUUCACACUGGAUUAAAACCCUAUGAGUGUCGUGAAUGUGGGAAGUCCUUCAGUGAAAGAUCUCACCUCACUAGACACCACAGAGUUCACACUGGAGAAAAGCCAUAAAUGUGCAGGGAAUGUUUUAUUUUUCUCACUUAUUAUAAGAACACUUAAGGGGCUCUAUGGCACUGUUUAUAUGAAUGUAAAUCCCUUUUAUGGGAACAUACACCCUGCUAGA
Myotis davidii is the source of this 1371-nucleotide messenger RNA. RefSeq names its product gastrula zinc finger protein XlCGF17.1-like. The record is from RefSeq and is a predicted model, not a curated record. Gene Ontology annotation, biological process: regulation of transcription by RNA polymerase II. Gene Ontology annotation, molecular function: DNA-binding transcription factor activity, RNA polymerase II-specific; RNA polymerase II cis-regulatory region sequence-specific DNA binding. Lineage: Eukaryota; Metazoa; Chordata; Mammalia; Chiroptera; Vespertilionidae.